Molecule: messenger RNA, 3172 nt
Organism: Syngnathoides biaculeatus (alligator pipefish)
Lineage: Eukaryota; Metazoa; Chordata; Actinopteri; Syngnathiformes; Syngnathidae
Gene: mfhas1
Product: multifunctional ROCO family signaling regulator 1
Exons: 3
Coding region: 144-3107 (987 amino acids)
Molecular function (GO): protein binding
Source: RefSeq, a predicted model, not a curated record
CGUCUUCUUUUCUUGCCUCCUUCAGACGUCAGCUCCUCCGUGGGCGCGAGGCCCCGCCUCCUCCUCCUCCUCCUCCUCGUCGUCGUCGUCGUCGGCCGUGGCGUCGCCGCUCGCACGGAGGUUCUCGAGAUGAGGGCCGACCCAUGAGGACCCUGAAUGAAACGAACAAGGGGGAGCAGCUGCCCCCCCUGGACAACAAGGUGAACGCGGCCCAGCUGUGGCGGGACGCCGCCCUCCGCUCCAGGAAGCUGCGCAGCGACCUGCGCCAGCUGCCCCCCUGCCCCAAAGACCAGGACCUGUCCCACGUGGAGGCCCUGAACCUGGGCAACAACCUCCUGCAGGAGCUGCCCGAAGGCCUGGCGUCCAGCCUCAACAAUCUGCGCGUCCUGGUGCUGCGGAGGAACCGCUUCUCCAGCGUGCCGCGAGCCCUGUUCGAGCUCCGGCAGCUGGUGGAGUUGGACCUGAGCCACAACCGGCUGAGGGGCGCGGCGGAGGGCCUGGGCCGGCUGAGCACCCUCAAGAAACUCAGCGUCAGUCACAACAACAUCCGGCGGCUGCCGGAGCGCAUCGCGGCUUUGGAGCUUCUGGAGGAACUGGACGUCAGCUUCAACGACCUCCACGAAAUGCCCGAGUCCUUCCGCCGGCUCGCCAGGCUGCGCACGCUGGACGUGGACCACAACAAGCUGAGCAGGUUCCCUCCGGAGAUCCUGGCCCUGGUCGACUUGGAGGAACUGGACUGCUCGGGGAACCGGUUUGAAGUUCUGCCGGAGGAGGUGGUCAAGCUGAAGAGCAUCAAGAUCUUGUGGCUGAGCAGCCUCGGCUUGAGGUCUCUCCCCGACACCUUCUGCCGGCUGCGGCACCUGGAGAGCCUGAUGCUGGACGGAAACCGCCUGGCUGCCCUGCCGGGCGCCUUUGGCAGCCUGCGGACACUCAAAAUGAUCAACUUGUCCUCCAACGAGCUCACGCACUUCCCCGAGGUACUUCUGGACAUUUGCGGUUUGGAGGAACUCUACCUGAGCAGGAACAAAGUGACUCAGGUCCCGCGGGAGAUCGCCAGGUUGCGGAAUCUCGCCAAUCUCUGGCUGGACAACAACGACAUUGCGUGGCUGCCGGACUCGCUCGUGGAGCUGGCCAAGCUGGAGGAGUUGGUUCUCCAGGGCAACCGGAUCGCCGUCCUUCCCGACGACUUCGGAAAGCUGUCCAAAGUGAACAUUUGGAAGGUGAAGGACAACCCGCUGGUCCGGCCUCCGUACGACGUGUGCAUGAAGGGGAUCCCGCACAUCGCCGCCUACCAGCUGGACCCGGCCCACUCUCGACCGACCGCUCGGCCCGUGCUCAAAUUGGUCCUGCUGGGACCGAAGGACACCGGGAAGACGCGGCUGCGGCGGAGCUUGACGGGCGAGGAAGACGAGAGCGAAGGCGUCCGCGCCGAUGGCGGAAUCCAAGUCGCGAGCUGGGAGGCGGACGGCGGGCCCGCCUUCCUGGUGUACGAGUUGUCUGGAAAGCGGAACCUGGACCUCGUCCAGCCCUUCUUCCUGUCCCCCGCUGCGCUCUACAUCUUGGUGGUCAACCUCCGGGCGUACUCUUCGUGCGACUUCUACAACCACGUGGGCUACUUCCUGCACCUGCUCGGCGCCAAGGUGCCCCGGGCCGUGGUACUGUUGGUGGGUACGCACGCCGACCUGUGCGGGGAGGCGGAGCUGGAGGAGAAGAAGCUGGACAUCCAUCGUCAGGUGGGCCUGCAGCAGAGGAGGGACGUUCGGGUUCUGGGGAGUUUGGCGCUAAAGGUGGAGCAGGCGCUGCAGCAGGGCUACGCCGCACGCACCUCCAGCCCACACGCCCCCUUCUACGCCGUCUCCGACACCAACCUUCAGCGGAAGAAGGUCCGGCUGCGGUCCCUCCUGGAGUGCGGCCUGCAGAUUCUGUCCCCGCUGAUGAGCGUCAGCUGCGUGCGGACCGACCGCACUGACAUCGGACGCCUCAAAGACAAACUGAGGUCGGUGGCCCGCCACCGCCACAUCUUUCCCGACCUCCACCGGACGCUGCCCGGGUCUUGGCAGACACUGGAGGAGCUGCACCUUAAGUCCAAAGAACUGUGGUUGACCCGCUGGGACUCGACCCGUCUGGGCCAGCAGGCGGGCCUGACCGGGGAAGGUCUGCAAAACGCUUUGUCCUACCUGCACCGCAGCGGGAAGCUGCUGCGCUUCGAGGACAGCCCCGCUCUGGAGGACUACGUUUUUCACAACCUUCCGCGCUUCAUCGGCGUCCUCAACGCCGUCCUCCGAAGUGGCCCGGAGGACCUCACCGCGGCGCGGCUGCAGCGGCGCCUGGAAGGUCUCGGCGGGCCCGGCCUCCCGCCGUCUGACGCUGUCCUGGAGCUCCUGGAGAAGAUGGGCCUCUGCUAUUGUGUCAACAAACCCCGCGGAGGCGAGCCCCUUCACAGCGCCGCCGAGCUCGGGUUCAAGUUCCCGGGGCGCGUCCACGUCGAGGAGGGGGAAGACGACGACGACGACGACGGCUCGGAGACGGAAGAAGACGGGGGCUUCGAAUCGGAACCCGACCGGAGCAGCUCGGAGGCGCCGCCGAGUCCGCUUUUCUCGGCGGAGCGCCUGCAGAUCCGCUACAGCUUUCCCUUCCUGUUCCCGCCCGGACUCUUCGCCCGCUUCGGCGCGCGCAUCAACAGCCACGUGGUCCAGAGGUCGGACGGCCGGCGCCGCAUCGUGGCGUAUCGGGGAAAAGUGCCGGUGGUCGUCAGCCACCGGCCUCGGACGGGGAGCCCGCGGGCCGCCACGCUGUCGGUCGGCAGCCGCGCCGCGCUGCCCAACAUGUGGACGGCGUGGCAGGCUGUGGCGCCGCUGCUGCGCGAGCUGGACGCUCUGCUCGCCGACUGGCCCGGUCUGCACUACCAUAAACACGUCCUCUGUGCCAAGUGCCUGCGGAGAGGCGCCGCCAGCCCGCACGCCUUCCCCGGAGAGCUUCUGUCCCAGCGACGACCCGAAGGCGUCAGCGAGCUGACGUGUCCGAAGGAUUCCCAGGAGCGAGUCGACGUGGCUUUGGUCUACCCCCCCACGCCUGCGGACGACUUCCACGACAUUGGCCCAAAGUGACCCCGCGCUGGUUGUCGGGCCACAGCGCCGACACGGGGGGGGGGGGGGUCCCCCGAACUGGGACG